GGCAGUGUGCGCGCUUUAGCACAGAAAAGUUGGAUGAAACUCUAAAGGCAGAGGAAGUAAAUUUGACUUUUAUUUUUAAAUGCUAAAUAUCUGGCCACAAACCGUGCCUGAGCUGACUGAAAACCAUAACAAUACUCUCACAAUGGAGAAGCACCUACGCCUUCUUGUAGGCUUUCGAGUCUAAAGUGUUUUUUUUUUCCUGUCGACAAUGAGGUCACCACUUCAAAAAACCUUGAAUUUCAGCGUUUUAGUUACACAAACUGUUGUCUAAAUACAUUUAAUCGAGGUUGAUAUGCUAGUCUGUUUUUGCUCUUGACUCAUGUCUCAGUAGUCUGAGCGUAGUAGUAUAGCAUAUAAUAAUUGAUUGACUAGCUUAGCCUAUAUGUGCAGUGUGAAUAUCUGGACCUAUCUGCAGUUACUAUAAAUGGAGAGAAACGGUUUGGUGGAGCUACUAACAUUGAGAAGGGGGAACUGAUAUACCGGGAACAUUUCUUUUAAGACGCCUUUUUUUAUUUGUAUCAACUUGGUGAAUAAACCAUUGGUCAUGCGUCAUUACUUUGAUACGUGUUACACCGUUCUUAGGAUAGGUUUCCUAGUUUUAGUGUUCAAAUAUUGAAGCGCUUGGAGCUGCGUCAACCAAGCUCUUGGCCAGAGCGACUCUGCGCUCUCCCCCUGUGUUUGAAACGCGGAUGGAACAAUCCUCAACGCAGGGUGUGGAUUCGGUGCCGGCCAGAAAGGCUGGACAACAAGGAAUAAUAACUAAAGCAGGGAGAUUGACUUGAGCCUGGCUGUGGAGGAAACAACCUCGGCAAAGAAAAUUCCUACAAUUGGGAGAGACGAGGAGGAUCGUUUAAGAUUUUUUAAAUGAGAAAUAGAACGUUGAAGGACGGGGCUAACUGAAGAGAACUGUACACGGAAGCUACAAUUUAUAUGCGGAAUAAUAACUACGGUGACAGCUCAGGAUGGAAGUAGCCUAACAUCGUACCGCAAGCUAUCGUGUAUUUUCAACAGUUUUCCGUGAUGCAUUGAGAUAUUAUUAUUUAGAACUGAUGAGCAUUAAUUAGAUUCGAAAUCUUGCGUGUCGGUUUUUCUUUCUGAUUCGGGAUCACAGCUUAUGUUGGGACAACAGCGGGAGUGAGGUACACAUUGGAAAAUUAGCUUAAGUCAACUGUCAUUACUUGCAAGAAAGGACCGGACCGUGGGCUUUGCUGUUUUUUUCUCUGCUUGUUUUAAUAAAAGGUAACGGCGCACUGGUUUAACCAAAGCCUCUCCGAAACGAGGCAUUCUGUUUGAAAAUUGCCUCAUUUAAAGUCUCCAGUGACCUUUUUUCGGAGGCGGGGGGAACUACCCCCCGCCCCAGUCCCGAGAAACCGACACACACGGAUCGGCAAGAUUUCCCUCCUGAAAUGAUUAUGUGCCUGUAACAAAAAUUGCACUUCAGCACUUUGCUUCGUCGUUGUUUGUGCAUGCACGUCUUUGUUUCUUCGUCCAGCGCACGAAAACGUUUAUCACUAGCCGUACGUUGUUGUCGUUCGUGUUUUGAGCACCUUUUGAGCGCCACCUACUCACGCCACUUUGACCUGCCAGAGCACUAGGUCGCUUUUUGACAUCCGCGGACUUUGUUAGUUCGGUUACAGGGGAAAGGUUACCGGUUUUGUUUGUACCGGGGACGCCUUUGACACUUUUUUCUCUCAGUUGGAACUGCGCCCUGUCUGCCUAUCAGGAUCAAUCUGCAAGUUUAGAAGCAAGGUAAAAGGCAACAAAUCGUUGCCGUGCACCUGCUUCUUUUGACUGACUGACUUUCUGUAGGAUACAUACACAGACCAUAAGAACCUCUCGCUAUUUUUAGUGACAGUGAUGGGGUAAAUGGCGUUGAAAAAGAACACCCCCACCCUCAACCUCAGUCCACCAGCACUCCCAGGUUUAACUCUGGUCCUCGUGUCAGCUGCUGAAUUAUCUGGACCAGAAAACUGAAGUGGGACUCCUGUUUCAACCAGGCUCUGUGUCUCAUCAUCCUUGUCUACAAUUUAACAAGCUUAUCAGUGUUCAACUGGAUGGAAUAUGCUCAGUAUCAGUGGACAAUGAAACUAGCAACCAUACACGCAAAGCAAACUUUAGUAACCAAAUAAUUUCAUCCCAAUAUAAACAGAGAAAUAUAUAUAUGUAACAGAGUAUAUAUAAUAGAUAUAUAUUGCAGAUUCGUAGUUUGAAUAUGUAUAUUAUAUUUUUAUGCUUAAAGUGAGCAUUGUUGCCUGAAACCCAAUCCAUUGCCUUAGAUUUACAGUAAUAAAGGGAAUAGCACGGACGUAGUGAAACAGUGUUUGAAGUAACUUAAUGGUGCCUUUUCUGUUCAUCUGUUCCUUAAGUCUUGUCACUUCAGGAUUUCACUAGCGGUCAAGAAGUUGUUUUUUUUUGUUGUUUUUUGUUUAUUUUUGUGUGGUUGACUUUAGUUUAAAUCCUAAUAUUACUUGCCUUUAUGGCUCACACUUGAGUUUGAUUGGCACUGGAUGUAUCCUGCUGGACUGAAGAUUCACUGAAGCAUGUGGAAAGGAUUACUUUGUUCUUGAUGUCAAUGAAUUUUUCCAAAGUGUUUUUUUGACCACCCCCUUCCCCACAACAAACUUGAUUUGAUGUAAUUCUUUGAAGAUCACGGCUCAAAACAAAAGCAUUUCCGAUGGUGAUCACUUCGUCUGUGGAGGAGAAGCCACAGCCUUCUAACAGAAUGGUUGCAAACCUGUCGACCGAAUCCUGGAUUGGCAACCCAGAUCAAAGUCGCUACUUACCACAGUCUCAUCAGCUUCGAAAGCCAUCCAGAAGUGGAAGUAGCUCAGGAUGCAAGCCCCCCUCCUCUGCGCUGUGCCAGCCUGCCGCUCCCGGCUUCUCCCCCGCUGAGCUAACCAUGUCGAGCCAGCACACUCACCCCUCCUUUAGCAACAUCCAGUCCAUGGCCGAACAGCAGCAGGUGCUGUCCGAUAUGACCAUACUGCAGAGGAGGAUCCCCCCAAGUUUUCGAGACCCGGCCAGUGCCCCGCUACGAAAACUCUCCGUUGAUCUCAUCAAGACUUAUAAGCACAUCAAUGAGGUGUACUACACGAAGAAGAAGCGGCGUGCGCAGCAGGUUCCCCCUGAGGACUCUAGUACCAAGAAGGAGCGUAAGGUAUACAACGAUGGCUACGAUGACGAUAACUAUGACUACAUCGUGAAGAACGGGGAGAAGUGGCUGGACCGCUACGAGAUCGACUCGCUCAUUGGCAAGGGCUCCUUCGGGCAGGUGGUGAAAGCCUACGACCACCACGAGCAGGAGUGGGUAGCCAUCAAGAUCAUCAAGAAUAAGAAAGCCUUCCUGAACCAGGCCCAGAUCGAGCUUAGGCUCUUAGAACUCAUGAACAAACACGACACUGAGAUGAAGUACUAUAUAGUACACCUGAAAAGGCACUUCAUGUUCCGGAACCACCUGUGCCUGGUGUUCGAGCUCCUUUCCUACAACCUAUACGAUCUCCUGCGCAACACCAAUUUCCGUGGUGUCUCCCUCAACCUGACACGCAAGUUCGCGCAACAGCUGUGCACAGCGCUGCUCUUCCUGGCCACACCUGAACUCAGCAUCAUCCAUUGCGACCUGAAGCCCGAGAACAUUCUGCUGUGCAAUCCCAAGCGCAGCGCCAUCAAGAUCGUCGACUUUGGCAGUUCCUGUCAGCUUGGCCAGAGGAUUUACCAGUAUAUCCAGAGUCGAUUCUACCGCUCCCCUGAGGUGUUGCUUGGAAUGCCCUAUGACCUGGCCAUAGACAUGUGGUCACUGGGCUGUAUCCUGGUGGAAAUGCACACAGGGGAGCCGCUGUUCAGUGGCUCCAAUGAGGUGGACCAGAUGAAUAAGAUAGUGGAGGUUCUCGGGGUGCCUCCUAACCACAUGUUGGAUCAGGCCCCUAAAGCACGGAAGUACUUCGACAAGCUUUCCGACGGCCUGUGGACCGUCAAGAAAAACAAGGACAUAAAGAAGGUACUAUAUCCUUCAGCCUGUGAGUACAAGCCCCCUGCAACAAGACGUCUCCAUGAGAUCCUGGGGGUGGAGACGGGAGGUCCUGGUGGAAGGCGGGCCGGUGAGCAAGGCCACGCCCCCUGUGACUACCUUAAAUUCAAGGACCUGAUCCUCCGCAUGCUGGACUACGACCCGAAGACACGCAUUACGCCCUUCUACGCCCUGCAGCACAACUUCUUCAAAAAGACAACGGAUGAAGGCACCAACACCAGCAGCUCCACCUCCACGAGCCCAGCCAUGGACCACAGCCACUCCACCUCCACCACCAGCUCUGUCUCCAGCUCCGGUGGAUCUAGCGGUUCUUCCAAUGACAACCGAAAUUACCGGUACAGCAACCGAUACUACAACAGCGCCAUCACCCACACGGACUAUGAGAUGCAGAGCCCGCAGGCGCCGUCACAGCAGCAGCUCCGUAUCUGGCCUGGGGGCGAAGGGGGCAUGGGUCCGCUGUCGAACAGCGGUGGCGACGGCCCAUACCCGCAGCUCCUCCUGCACAAGCCCAGCGCCUCGCAGCACUCACGCCACUUCCUCGGCAACGUGGGGGGCAUGAUGGAGCCCCACCACCCCCACCCAGUCUAUGGCGGGCACCACGGCAAUGGCCGGCAGCUCCGCCAGCAGCCAGCCCAGCAGCAGCAGAGCCAGGCACAGGGCCAGACGCCCCAGGGCCCGCAAGGACAGGCUCUCAUGCCCGUCUCCUCACCCCAGAUGCAGGACAGCAUCGAGCUCAGUCUCACCCACCACCACCACCUGGCCCAGUCUUCCAUCGUGCAGCCUCCCCCAUCGAGCCUGGACUCCAGUCAGUAUGGCUCCUCCAACAUCCACCUGGGCCUCUCUGCGUUUCGGACUAGAACGGCCCUGGUCCCCCAGCCGCCGGCGGGCUCCUCGCAGCAGCAGCUGGCCCAAACCCCAGCCGCCCAGGACAGCAUGGUGCCUGCCUCCGGCCUGGGGUACAUCCCCCCGUGUUACCCCGGCAACAACAAUAACAACCCGCCCCAGGGAAGCGUCGGGGUAGGGGGCGGGAUGCUGACCAGUGCCCCGCCCAGGGGUGGCGGGGUGAGACCAGAUUCGGAAGAGUCCAUCAUGAUGGGCGUGUGUGGAAGUGGGGGGGGCAGCGGCCAGAGUGCAGCCAACUCUUGAUAAAUCUUGAACAAAUUCCAAAAGCCAUACAAAAAAUUUUAACAAAAACAUAAAUGAUUAAAAACACCACAUACACAAAUGCACACAAACACACACAUGUAGAACACAUAAAACAUUCUGACACAUAUGGCCACACAACAGAAUUACAGAGAAAAACUUGUGAAAUAUUAAAGGAUUUUUGUUUGUU
Molecule: messenger RNA, 5357 nt
Organism: Electrophorus electricus (electric eel)
Lineage: Eukaryota; Metazoa; Chordata; Actinopteri; Gymnotiformes; Gymnotidae
Gene: dyrk1b
Product: dual-specificity tyrosine-(Y)-phosphorylation regulated kinase 1B
Biological process (GO): protein autophosphorylation; peptidyl-threonine phosphorylation; peptidyl-serine phosphorylation
Molecular function (GO): ATP binding; protein serine/threonine kinase activity; protein serine/threonine/tyrosine kinase activity
Source: RefSeq, a predicted model, not a curated record